Physella acuta is the source of this 2560-nucleotide messenger RNA. Its product is annotated as formylglycine-generating enzyme. Lineage: Eukaryota; Metazoa; Mollusca; Gastropoda; Physidae. Gene Ontology annotation, biological process: protein oxidation. Gene Ontology annotation, cellular component: endoplasmic reticulum. Gene Ontology annotation, molecular function: formylglycine-generating oxidase activity. The record is from RefSeq and is a predicted model, not a curated record.
UAAAUAGAUCUAACAGACUGAAAUCUAGAUUCUUAAUACAGUUUCUAACCUAUUUGUAGAAAAAUAGAUUUGAAAAGUAAAUCUAACUCUAGAAUAAAUAUUAUAAGCUUUAGGCAUAUAUCUAUAUAGGAAUAAGAGAUAAUCUACGGUUUACGCAGAUCAUUUCAGAAAGAUGGCUUACUCUUCAUGGGCUGUAGAAGUACACAAAGCUGUGUUUAUUUUAUUGGUUUUGAAUACUGUUAUAAUUUCAAAAUGUUAUUCUGAACACUGUGCCAAUAUUAACAAUUUAAAUGGUAACGAAAAUGGGCAUUCUAGUUUAAAGCAAGAAAGUGAUUGUGGAUGCAAAAUUAGCAGGUCUAAAAAGGAUGAUAACUUCCAAACUCAAAACAUUGAUCACUUAUCUGUUGACCAGUCUAAUAAUAAUCUUGAAGAUGGGCAGGAAUUCAGUGACAACAUGUUGCCAAGAACAAAUAGUAUGGUAUAUAUUCCAGGGGGAUCUUUUGAAAUGGGAACAGAUGAUCCAGUAUUUCUUGCAGAUGGUGAAAUGCCAUCAAGACAAGUGACCUUAGAUUCUUUUUACUUAGACAAGUAUGAAGUGAGCAAUGCUGAGUUUCAAAGAUUUGUCACAAGUCAAAAUUAUAUUACAGAGGCUGAACGUUUUGGCAAUUCAUUUGUUAUGGAUCUGUUUAUAAGUACAGAAACUAAAAGUAAAAUCACUCAAAUGGUCGCUGCUGCUCCAUGGUGGCUGCCGGUUGAAGGUGCAGAUUGGCGCCACCCAGAAGGACCAGAUUCAAAUAUUAAAUACAGAAUGGAUCAUCCAGUGUUACAUGUUUCAUGGAAUGAUGCUGUUGCUUUCUGCACAUGGUCAGGUAAAAGAUUACCUACAGAAGCUGAAUUUGAAUAUGCUUGUAAAGGAGGAAAAGCCAAUAGGCUAUUUCCAUGGGGUAAUAGUGAGAAUCCAAAAAGAGAACAUUGGAUGAAUAUAUGGCAAGGGGAAUUUCCAGUUGAAAACACAGGAGAAGAUGGCUAUAAUGGCACAUGCCCCGUAACAGCCUUUCCUGAUCAAAAUAAGUUUGGUUUAAAAAACAUAAUAGGAAAUGUAUGGGAGUGGACACAAGACUGGUGGGAAGUGAAACACAGCUCACUACCUCAGAAUAACCCAACUGGGCCAUCUUCAGGUACAGAUAAAGUUAAAAAAGGAGGAUCAUAUCAAUGUCAUAAGUCAUACUGUUAUCGUUAUCGUUGUGUUGCAAGGAGCCAAAAUACUCCAGAUAGUUCUGCAGCAAAUCUGGGAUUUCGUUGUGCAAGUGAUAAACUACCAGAUUAUUUGGCAUCAAAAGAAGAACUAUGAGUGAUUUGAAAUCUAAAAAAAAUCUGUUGAUGAGUAUCAAUUUUUAGGCCCAACACUGAACACAUUUUUAAAAUAUUUAUAUUAAUCACAUACUAAUUCUUAUACAGCUGAAUUUGAAGAGAGAUUGCUAAAGAGAUUUUAUAACUAUGCAAAAUUAAAGCAUUUAAAAAUAUUUUAAAACUCUAUGUUUAUGCAUUAACAGAUUAUAUUUACAAUAAUCAGAUUUAUUUCUUAAAUGUUGACUUUUUUGCAAAUAUAUAAUAUAUAAAUAUAUAUAUAUAUAUAUAUAUAUAUAUAUAUAAUAUAUUGUUACACACCCCUUUACUCCUUCUUUCAAUCUAGUUUGGGUGGUAAAUAAGAGUAAGGAGCAAUAAGAAACAAAUACAACUAGCAACUAUUUAUUACACUUUAAUGCCUUGAUAAAAUUAUAGUACCUGACAACCGCAAUCACAAAACAAAACAAAAAAUACUAUUUAACAAAACACCAUCAACAUAACUGAAAUACAAAUUCCUUAUCGUAAAAAUACUUGUCCCUCACUGUCCAUUCUAAUCUAAAUCUACAAACAUCCUGUGGGCGCCACCCACUCACGAGAUAUGUUCCCAUCAGUUUAUGUCUGAAUUCUGAAUUUGCCCCCCCCCCACCCCCCAGUAGCCAAUGCACAAGACUACGUGUGCAGGGCAAUGAGAUACAACCGCAAGUAUCAGAUCUAAUAAACAGUCUGGUACGGUCACACCCAAGUUUCCCCACAAUCAGCCGCCAGUCAAUGACAUGCUUCAGCCAUUUAUCACAGCUUGCUGCUUGUCUUGGCAUGACCAGCCUCUGGCCUUGACCAGGUUCAUAUCUUUGCAUUAGGACACCUCCCUGUCUUUCACUUUCUGGUCAAUCUAGGUGGUCGUAACAAUAUUUAUUAAUUUUCACUUGGUUUGCAUUACAAAUACAAGCCGUCUUGGGUUUUGGGAGGAAAAAUGCUAAGACUACUUACUAUAUAUUUUAGUAUAACAAUAGCUUAGGAACAUUACUUUCAGUUUUUUUAGGCACCGUUAUUGUUUUUUUGUAAAAACAUUCCACACACAAUCUUUUUUGUAAGCCUAUACCUGGUAUUAACCAAAAGCUGUUUGUUAUAUUAGUUAUAAUGUUAUGUUCUUGUAAUAAUAACUGCUCAUUGUGCAAUAUACAUUUUUUUCUACACUGCUGUUCAUUUACAUUUA